Molecule: messenger RNA, 1593 nt
Organism: Penicillium olsonii
Lineage: Eukaryota; Fungi; Ascomycota; Eurotiomycetes; Eurotiales; Aspergillaceae
Source: the annotation of a GenBank genome assembly
AUGGGGCAAUUUCAUUCCAGCCAGGCCAGCUCUGCUCCAGAACAAGAGGAAAAAACCGAUUACUAUGAACUGCUGGGCCUCACACGCGGCGCCACGGAUGAAGAGAUCAAGAAAGCGUAUCGAAAGAAAGCCCUGGUUUUGCAUCCAGAUCGAAAUUAUGGAAAUGUCGACGAAGCCACCAAGCUUUUUGCGGAGAUCCAGUCUGCAUACGAAGUCCUAGCUGAUCCCCAGGAACGGGCAUGGUAUGACUCUCAUAGUGAAGCUUUCUUGGGGACUGACGGGGUUGACGGGGAUCAACACUCAUACAAUGUUCGAAUCACAACCGCCGAUGAUGUUCUCAAACUAUUUUCCAAGUUCAGCCCUCGGAUGGAUUUUUCCGACUCUCCAACUGGAUUCUUCGGUGGCUUGCGAGAGCAAUUCGAGCAACUUGCGCUGGAGGAAAAGCUGGCAUGCCAGUGGGAAAGCCAGGACCCUCUGGAAUACCCAUCUUUUGGGUCUUGCGACGGAGAUUUUGAAACCGUUGUGCGACCAUUUUACACGGCAUGGACUGGCUUCUCCACGCAGAAAUCAUUCGCAUGGAAAGAUGUACAUCGAUAUUCGGAAGCGCCUGACCGCCGAGUCCGACGAAUGAUGGAAAAGGAAAACAAACGCCUUCGUGAUGAGGCUAUUCGUGAGUUCAACGACGCGGUCAGAUCUCUGGUGGCUUUUGUUAAGAAACGUGAUCCGCGAUACAAAUCGAAUGCUCAAAGUGAAGCCCAGCGUCAGGAAACCCUUCGCCAAUCAGUGGCUGCGCAAGCGGCCAGAUCACGAGCCCACAACCAAGCUCAGAUGCGAGAUCAUGUAUUGCCAGUGUGGGCCCAAUCCGAGCAACCGGUGGAAGACGAGGAGAGUGAGGAGAGUGAAGUUGAGAGCUUCGAGUGCGUAGCAUGCCACAAGUUUUUCAAGAGUCAAAAACAGUCUGAGGCCCACGAACGGAGUAAAAAGCACUUGAAAGCCGUCAAACAACUCUGCUGGGAGAUGCGAAUGCAGAACGACCUAUUGGACUUGGAAUCUGUGGGUGAACCGGAUGCCAGUGCCAGUGUCAGUGCCGAUUUCGAUACAAUUCGGGCUGAGUUGAAUGUUGGCGAAGCCCAAGUCGAGUCGCUUUUCGGGGGUGAUGGGUCGCAAAAGCCCCUCAGCCCUGGUGCUAAUUCUCAUGGCAGAGAAAGCCCGCAGCCUUGUGAAGAGGAAUCAUUGUCCACGCCAGCUUCCCCCGAACAUGGCCACCCCGCUGCCCUGGAGGAUGAGUAUGCCUCCAGGGAAUAUGUGGAGACGAGGCUGCGUGCGGAGUUGGACUCUCUGUCUACUACGGUUGCUGGAGAAGAAUCAUCCUCUUCGACCCCAGCCGCAUCGUCACCGCCCCCUAAGCUGGGCAAGGCCAAGCAGAAGAAGGCGAAAAGGACCGCCAAAGAAGCAAAUCAAUCCAGUGGCUUUGCUUGUGCACAUUGCCAUGAAUCCUUCUCAUCCAAGACUAAGCUAUUCGAUCACAUUCGAGAACUACCUGACCAUGCACAGCCAGUCAACAAAACAGUCAAGAGAGGAAAGAAACACUAG